Anoplophora glabripennis (Asian longhorned beetle) is the source of this 353-nucleotide messenger RNA. RefSeq lists its product as uncharacterized. The record is from RefSeq and is a predicted model, not a curated record. NCBI's taxonomy places the organism in Eukaryota, Metazoa, Arthropoda, Insecta, Coleoptera, Cerambycidae. The transcript has 2 exons. Bases 21 to 326 code for a protein of 101 amino acids. Gene Ontology annotation, molecular function: nucleic acid binding.
UAAGAAUAAAUCCUUUUGACAUGGCAGUAGCGGCUUCCUUUGAGACGAAUUUUCCUGGAUCAGUGCGAACUGCAAGGAAGCGGGUGAAAGAUUCGGAGCUGAAGAAUUAUGUGGCCGCAAAUACAGUUGCUUUGACUCCCCAGUAUAAAGAACAGAGGUUAGAGUUUGCAAGACAAUUUGUAGGAAGCCCAGACAACUUCUGGGAGAAUAUUAUAUUUUCGGAUGAAAAAAGUUUUCAGUCUUGCUCCGAUGCUUCUGUCCGUGUCUACCCACCAGAGAUUAUAAGCGCAGCGAUAGAUUCUCCAUUAACGUUUGGGCUUGGAUAAGCUGCCAAAGUCCUGAUGUUUGUUGUG